This is a messenger RNA of Plasmodium inui San Antonio 1, 1800 nucleotides long. RefSeq names its product phosphoenolpyruvate carboxykinase (ATP). Gene Ontology annotation, molecular function: ATP binding; phosphoenolpyruvate carboxykinase (ATP) activity. The record is from RefSeq and is a predicted model, not a curated record. The transcript has a single exon. NCBI's taxonomy places the organism in Eukaryota, Apicomplexa, Aconoidasida, Haemosporida, Plasmodiidae. Bases 1 to 1800 code for a protein of 599 amino acids. Gene Ontology annotation, cellular component: cytosol. Gene Ontology annotation, biological process: gluconeogenesis.
AUGAUGGAUAACGUAGUCGCAGAGACGGUGGAAAAGACGCUGAAGAAGUCGAUAGACAAGUCAUCAGAUUACGACUUGGCAGAAAAAAUGGAGAACAUCAAGGAGUUAAUAAUUGAGGAGGUAAGGAGAAACCUGGUGUAUAAUAAACCAGUGGGACCCAUAAUGAGCUCGAAGGAUAUCCUAACCCUAAGUCAGGAGCAGGAAAGUAAAUUCACUGAAGAGGUACACGAGCUGGGAUUGCAUGUGAACAGAAUACAUCACAAUUCGACUCCAGCUUUUCUGUACGAAAUGGCAUUGAAAUAUGAGUCCAAUUCGUUUAUAACGAGCACAGGAGCGUUAUGCUGCAUUUCUGGAGAAAAAACAGGGAGGUCUCCAUCGGACAAAAGGAUUGUAAAGGAGAGCUCCUCAGAAGAAAACAUCUGGUGGGGGAAGGUAAACAUCCCAUUGAAGGAAAAAUCGUACGAAAUAAACAAAGGGAGGGCUAUUGAUUACCUAAAUUUGCAGCCAAAUCUGUACGUAAUAGAUGCCUAUGCAGGCUGGGACGAAAACUGUCGAAUCAAAAUCAGAGUUAUCACCUCCAGAGCUUAUCAUGCACUGUACAUGUUAAAUAUGCUUAUUCCUCCGAAGAACGUGGAGGAAAUACAGAACUUUAUCCCAGACUUCAUCAUAUACAAUGCUGGAGAUUUCCCUUCGAAUAGAUUAACCGACGGAAUGUCAAGCCAAACGUCUGUCAUUAUAAAUUUCGGUGCAAUGAAUAUGAUUAUAUUAGGAACACAGUACGCUGGGGAGAUGAAAAAAGGCAUUUUAACUCUAUUUAUGUAUAAAAUGCCCUUGGAAGGGAAAUUACCCCUACAUUCAUCAUGCAAUGUUGGGAAGAAGAACGACGUGACUUUAUUCUUUGGCCUGUCAGGCACGGGAAAGACAACCCUAUCUGCUGAUGCGAAUAGGUAUCUCAUAGGCGACGACGAGCAUGUAUGGACAGAUGAUGGGAUUUUCAACAUAGAAGGUGGAUGUUAUGCAAAAUGUAAGGGGCUUUCAAAGAAACAGGAACCCGAAAUUUAUAAAGCCAUCAAAUUUGGUGCUAUUCUCGAAAAUGUCAUUAUGGAUCCAGUCACCAGAGAAGUAGAUUAUAAUAACUGUUCAAUAACGGAAAACACUCGAUGUGCUUAUCCGUUAUCCUACAUUGAAAAUGCCAGAAUUCCAGCCUAUGUUCAUACACAUCCCCAGAAUAUUAUUCUCCUCACUUGUGAUGCCUUUGGAGUUAUCCCUCCAUUGUCCAAGUUGGAUGUAUAUCAAAUGAUGUACCAUUUUGUUAGUGGCUAUACCAGCAAAAUGGCAGGUACUGAAAGCGACGUUUUGAAACCAACAGCUACCUUCUCCUCAUGUUAUGCCGCUCCCUUCUUGGCACUCCAUCCAAUGGUCUACGCAAAAAUGUUGGCGGAGAAAUAUGAGAAGCAUAAGGCCAAUGUAUGGCUGUUAAAUACGGGCUGGAUUUAUGGCUCUUACGGUUCGAAGAAUGGACAAAGGAUACCAUUAAAAUACACCCGCAUGCUGGUAGACUACAUACACGAGAAUAAGCUUAUUGAUGUUGAGUAUAAGAAGACGCCGAUUUUUAACUUUAACAUUCCUGCCCGCGUGGAUGGCAUUCCUGAGGAAGUUCUGGACCCCUUCGUUGGGUGGAAGGACAAGGAGGAUUACAUGAGAAACCUCCAGAAUCUGGCCCGGGAGUUUAUCAGCAAUUUUGCGUUAUUCUCGGACAAGGCGGGUCCGGACAUCCUUUCCGGAGGACCCACCCUCUAG